UUCAAAAUGGGCUGUACUCAAUUAUGCUGAGCAUUGUAUAUUAUAUAUAAAUAUAAGCGCACCUCUGGGUCUGGCCGCGCGAGGCCGCUGUUUCUCCCUCAGCUGACAAUGAGCGGCAAUCAGCGCAGCAUCCCCGCAUCACACUGGAGGAUGCUGGCAACCAUGUCUGAAAAAACACACACAUAUGGCUGACGAGCUGGAAACGGCGAUGUAGCUUUGAAGAUGCCAUCUUUUCUCGUCUCUCGUUUUCUCUUCUUCCUCAUUCUGUCCGUUUUUAAAGGCACAGCCGGCAAAUCGCUCCCCGAGAGAGAAGCUGUGGAGGUGCAGGUGAGGGUGCAGGUGUUUGACGGUGGUGACCUUUCACCUUUGCCCAACGCCGCUCUUGCUGUUCAUGGAAACCAGAGUCUGCUUGCGCAGAGCCGUGCAGGCAGCGACGGCGUGCAGGUGGUCAGCUUCACGUACCGCACGGGAACAUGGGUAAUCAUAACAGCAUCCCAGAGAGAUUACCUCACCAGCUCAGUGCCAUGGCACGCCAGCCGUCUGCCCUUGUAUGCCUCGGUCAGCCUUUACCUGAUGGCCCAGAAGCCCGGCACACUGAUCCUAUAUGAUGAUGUCAUCCAGGUGUUUCAUGGCUCCCCAAGUGGGCGGAGCCAGCCGUGGCUGCAGGUUCCAAGGCGGAGCCUACAGUUUAACUCCUCCUACACAGAACUGACGGCAGUUUUAACAACAGCAAGAGAGCAGAAUGAAAUCAACUCCUUCCCUUACCCACUCGCUCUGGAACCAAACAACACAGGAGGAGAAAAUGGCUGGACGGACCUGACAACGAUAGCAGCAGUCAGUGCACAGUUGUUUGACCGCGAGGGCCGAGCUGUUGAAGUCAGUGAGCCUGUCCACAUCUCUGUGCCUCUGCCGUCUGAUACACACAUACGAUCUGCCAGCAGCAUACCUGUAUGGAUGUACGACACCAAGACAGGACUUUGGGUUCGAAAUGGAACAGGAUUUAUCAUUCGAGAGGGAUCUCAGCUAAGAUGGGACUUCACUGCGUCCCAGCUGGGCUACUGGAUCGCUGCCUUCCGAGCUUCAUCAGGCUCAGGUUUGUCUCACCCAGGCCUGAGGGACAUCACGGCCUACCACACCUUCUUCUUGCUGUCCAUCCUGGGAUCUCUCGCUCUGCUUGUGCUAGUCUUGCUCUGUGUCUUACUCUACUACUGCAGACGAAGGUGUCUGAAGCCCCGACGGCAGCAGAAACAGGUUCAAGUUCCAUCUGCUUUGAAUGGAUCCAGGAAGGACCAAGGCACCUCCACGUCCCACUUGAACCUCAUCUGCGGAGGCCAUGUUGAAUCUGCUGCCUCCAAUGGCAACUUGGACGCCAAUAAAUCCGAGGGAUCCCCAUCCCAUGCCUUCAAAAGUGCCCGAGAUGAGUUUACCCGGCACAUUCCUGCCCAUAAGCUACGCCAUUCCUCAAAGAACAAGCAAUCCAAAGGAGCCCAAAGAAAUCCCGAGAGUUUCCCCAUGAAGGUGCAUCAAUCUACAGAUACAAGCAAUCUGGAUAGCAAUCUUCUACAUGAAAACUACGGCCGCAACUACAGUUCUGACGACAAGGAUCAAGACUAUCGCCGCAGACAUGUUGUCAAUGAUAACCGAGGCUACACAUCCGACCCGCCUUCCCCACCACUUGUUGACAAGCCUCCAGAGUAUUCACAGGUUUUGCAAGGGCCAGAUCAUCUCGCUCGUCCAACAUCACUCAACACACAACCAGGUCAGAUUAUAUUCUGCAGCUCAUUAGAUCAGAUGAAGGAGAACAUGUAUCGUACUAUGGUACCAACUCUUGUAAUCCCAGCCCACUACAUGAGGUUCUCCUCUGAGUUUGGUGGCUCAGAUCAAGGUAAGGAUGGAACAAAUCAAUCAGAUCGAGAUGGACAGAGUUCACAAGGUACCAGCAGUGGGAUUCAAAGCCAAAUCCAUCAAGGACAGACCCCAGGAUCAGGACAUACCGAUGGCCAGCAAGGUGCAUCUCCUGCAGGCUCUGAUGACAGCGUUUGGCCCUCCAGUGGUACACCAGCUCCGGUCCACAUUCCAGUUUUAUUCAAUGACUCCACGAUUUCACAGAUGAACGGAGAGCUGCAAGCACUUACAGAGAAGAAGCUUCUGGAACUGGGGGUGAAGCAGCAUCCUCGGGCAUGGUUCAUCUCUCUUGACGGACGCGCCAAUGCUCACGUACGUCACUCAUACAUUGACGUAGGUGCUGAUCACGGCCAUAGUGGAACACACAGUGGAAACCACAGCGCCCAAAGCACCUUGAGUGCCCCAGCUGGGAGUAGUAAGGACCGAAGCAUUGAUGCAAGUCUACAAGACACCCAACAUGAUCGCAAAUCUGCAUCUGGUCGCAAGACCAAAGAGGAGCACCAUGGAAGCAGCCGUAAGGGGCAUGGAGGAAGCAGCUUUGGUGGAGGGAAACACUACUCCAAACCUGCCUACCAUGACCCGCUUGACCUAAGUGGAGGGGUGAGUCGGAUGGGGGCGAGUUCGCCAUUGGAAAACCCUCUAACGCCUCUUUUGGAUGAUGGUCCCGAAGAGCCAAGGGGGUCUUCAAUGCCGAGAAGGGGUCGAAGCAGGGGGAACAGCUCACGUAGUAGCAACAGCGAAACGCAGCGUGACUCCGUUACCAGCCCUGAAGAUGACAAUGAUCUUGAUGACAAGGAGGAGAACAAGAAGAGCCCCUGGCAGCGUAUUGAAGAGCGCCCCCUCAUGGUGUUUCAUCCGAAGAAGUAGAGCAAGAAAAUCAAUCCCAACAGCUGCCUUGACCGAUUAGCCAAACUAGAGAUGUGUUCAAAUUGAAGUUUCACUCAACUAUAUUCAAAGGAUGACUAUCUGUGUCUUUAUAGUUUGAUGGACAUUUCACAUAAGAUUGUUAUGCCGUUGGAUUUAUUUUUGGCUUUCUAUGACAACAGACUUCCACUGAUCAAUUUGAAUGCAUCUCAGGGGUCAAAGAACACAAAUUAGGUGGCAUCAUACCAUCUUAGUGUUUUGCACACCAAGGAUUACACUAAAUCCAAGACUAGUUAAGGUGAGGAGAACGCCAUUGCAGAUGGAAGAACGCAAGAAACCAAACAACUGGGCGAGUGCAUUAAAAUAAAGCACAACACAUCCACACAAUAUUUCCAAAUGAAUCAGAAAUACUCAAGUACCUUUUCCCUCUCAAUGGCUUCAACGUUUUGAAUGAAUGGAUUUCUCGAAUACUUCGAUAAGUUGGAUCAAGACCUUGAUGUUUACCAAGAACUCCAUGUUAAACUUUUAGAGACCUGUUUCCUUAUGUUCUAAUGCAGUAUAUUCCUUGGUAUUUCUGCUUAUUCUUUUACCUUCAGUACUCAUUAUUAUGAUGUCAGUUCCUCAUUCGAUCUUUCAUAAUAAUUUUAUACGUAAUGUACAUCGCUAAUCCAGAAUUUCAGAUUUCAAACAUUCCAGAUUUUUUACCGCUAGUCCUUAAUUAGUAGAUUCAGUGCAUUUAAGUUUAAUGUUCACAUUUGUUUGUGAUGUGAUGUUAAAGCAAUUUAUGAAGUCAUCAUACCGUGCAUUUUUAAAUUUAUUGUAUUAUAAAAUCCUGUCCUUUUUAUACCACAUUUUCCAUUCAAGUGCGGAUCUUGAGUCUAGUAUUUGAGGAUGUGAUUGAUUGAAACUCAGCACUUGCGUUAAAGUGUAAAGUGUUUCAAAUAAUGUUUGUGGAGCCCGUUUUCACUUGAGGAGGAAUGAAAUUAAAUGAAAAAGCAUUGACAGUGAAA
This is a messenger RNA of Danio rerio (zebrafish), 3779 nucleotides long. Lineage: Eukaryota; Metazoa; Chordata; Actinopteri; Cypriniformes; Danionidae. The record is from RefSeq and is a predicted model, not a curated record.